Molecule: messenger RNA, 935 nt
Organism: Ostrinia furnacalis (Asian corn borer)
Lineage: Eukaryota; Metazoa; Arthropoda; Insecta; Lepidoptera; Crambidae
Product: UPF0047 protein YjbQ
Exons: 4
Coding region: 220-717 (165 amino acids)
Source: RefSeq, a predicted model, not a curated record
AUCGUUUUUCUCUUUCGUUUGUGUCUGUUUCACUUUCCCGCAGAAAAUAGGGUGUCGAAUCUGUCCUAUAACCUCCGUUAUAUUUAUUACUAUUUAAAGAUCGAAGAUGAAUCUUUUAUGAUAAUUGUGGAUUAAUUCGUGUAAAGGUUGUUCUAAGUGAUGUUGUGUAAGAUCGUUUGUGUUCUUGCGGUCACUCUGUAGCGUUUUUAAAAAUUAAACAUGGCCUCGAACCGAGGAAUUCAGAUCGGAUCCGCGUGGUUCCAACGGAAACUGAAUUUGCGACCGCAGCACCGGGGCGUGCACCUGGUCACCGAGGAGAUCCUCAAGCAGGUGCCGGAAUUGUCCCAGUUUGCGGUGGGGCUUUGCCAUAUCCAAAUAAUGCACACAUCAGCGAGCCUCGCGCUCAACGAGAGUUGGGACCCAGACGUCAGAGACGACAUGGAGAUGAUGCUCAAUAAAAUCGUUCCCGAAGGUCUGCCUUACCGCCACUCAUGCGAGGGGCCCGACGAUAUGCCUGCACAUGUAAAAGCCUGCUUUCUGGGGUCAUCCUUGACAAUCCCCAUCACUGAUGGCAAAUUAAAUCUUGGCACAUGGCAGGGAGUGUGGUUGUGUGAGCAUCGGAACCAUGCAGGCAGCCGAAAGGUGGUGGUGACGCUGUCGGGCUGCCCGCGCGACUCGCCGCUGUCGCCGGUGUCGGCGGCGUCGUGCUCCAGUUAGGACAGGGGGGGGGGCGCGACCCCUCGCACGCACUCGCGCCCCUCCUCCAAAAGCACGCGGAGGUAAACUCCCCGCGACCACCUUUUAUAUCCCGCACCCGACGUAGCUGUUAGUUCUUACCUUACAUUAAUAAAACCUAGAUAGAUAGUCAGUGCACGAAAGGUGAGGCAGAUUUUUUUUUUUUUUUUUUUUUUUUUGUGGCAACCAAACCUCUCUGG